AUGCCGACAGUUUUAUAUCAGCAACGAGUUAGGCCAACGCGAAGAAGGCUUAUUGAUUCCUUAAGUGCGGCAGAGGAGUCAGUUUUGAAUGAGGUAUCCGCCUCCGCCUCCGGAACCUGCGGCGCCAAUACAUCCUCCGUCCCAGGACUCUUUCAAUCAGAGGCCAGGUCUUUGCAAUCGGACCAAUACCGGGAUCAACAAGGUCCCGUCCAGUCCCCAAGCAAUGACAGGGAGACAGGAACAUCAACAUCAAGCACUCUUUUACGUUCCAGGAUAACGUACGCUCGCCAACGCUCGUUCUUAGGAAGUACCUUGAACACUUUUGACUCUGAAUUACAUGGCGCCUCGGCUGCAGCUUUGGACGAUGUGGAAGCUGGGGGUUCAUCUGCCCCCCUCAAACAUCGCAGUACAAUUUCCUUGUCUGCCGACGGCGAGGAACACGGCAGGCCUGUCCGUAGCAUCCAUGAGCUGAGGCAGGCUGGGGACAAUGCCCGCUUCCAAGAGUCGGUUGAAGCACUAUUCGAUGAUUUUGAAGAGCCGGGUAGCACGGUUUCCGAGAGAUGCAAUGGGCUCAUUCAGCUGUGUUCGAAGCUACUCAAACCUGACUUCAUACAUCGAUUCUCGGAAUAUGGCUUUGAUGACCGACUAGUCAAGAGCCUCGCGAGCGAUCUAGACAUUAUCUCAUCAUGUCUAGCACUGUGUGCCUAUAGAUUGGUCUGUUUCAAAGGGGUAUAUUCGCACUCAAAUUUGAGAACAUUUUGGACAACUCUGGUCGACAAAUCUUCGUUACUGCUCGCAGUGAAAGACGAUAUAAUAUCCUUGGCAGGCAAUCCGCGAUUGCAUGUUUCAAGAGCCGUGCAAGCGUCGCUCAGGGAUCUCAUCCCACGAUUGACAGCUUCGAUGUUCUCAGAAAGCCCGACACCGAGACUUUCUCCACGUCUAGCCAUUCUUUCCUGCAUUAGCGUUUGCUUGCCAGCAUUUCAAGACAAGUCUCAACCUAUACAGUCAAUGUCUCGGUCUUUGCUAGAUAACCUUAUUGCGCUUCUGCCUCCGAACAGUGGUAAAGUCACAACAUACCCUCUAUCCUACGACGACUUUCAAACAAAGUCAAUAACUCUUCUUGUUCUGGAGAGUUACAUAAUGCUUUCAGCAACACCAGGCUACGAGUACGAUGGUCCUUUCCGCAAAUUUGUCCUAAUGCAUGAUGACUUCGUUCGCCCUGCCCUGGGUGACCAAGGCCGACGAAUCUUGACGUUAUAUUUGAGGGUCGUACUAAACCUCACCAAUAAUGAUCCUCUGGCGUGCGAGCAAUAUGCUGCACCUGAAACUAUCACCGGAUUUGUUCAUAUCAUUACAACUGAGCUUUCUGAUGCGUCUGCUAUCGUCGGCUUCAAUGAGCACGAGUCAUUCAACCUCGUCAUCUUGGCUCUAGGUAUUCUUAUAAACCUGGCAGAACAGAGUGAGAGGUGCAGAGCCUCCUUUCUUGCGCCAAUACAUGACUCGCAUCCACCCCUUGGGACACUUGUACAUCAGUUUUCUCUCAGCAUCGAUCUCAUCAACCAUGCAAAUUCACUUUCCGAGUCACAUAUUAAUGUUGCUGUCGGGUAUUUGUCAAUACUGUUAGCUCUACUCUGUCUUCUUAAGGAGGCAUACUUUCAAGUUCAGGAACUGCUUAUGGAAUGUGGUAAGGAGAUCGCCUCGGUCAUGGCAACAGCGAAAGAAUUUUUGCUAUAUCAUCAGACAGUCGAAAGAGACUCACGACUCGGCGAAUUUCAAAACCAAAGCUACUAUCCGACGAUUGAAAACACGUUCAGCCGCAUUAUCAAAUACAACGGUCAGGACUUCGCAACUGAAAUUGUUGACACAGCUGGUCAAGAUGAAUAUAGCAUCUUGAAUUCAAAACACUUCAUUGGCAUCCAUGGAUACAUAAUUGUGUACUCGGUGUCAUCCCGUCAAUCGUUUGAUAUGGUCAGAGUUAUUCGAGAUAAGAUACUAAAUCAUCUGGGUGCUGACCACGUGCCCCUUGUUAUUGUCGGAAAUAAGAGUGACCUUAAGUCAGAACAGCGUCAGGUAUCUCUGGAUGAAGGGCGGCAACUGGGCGAAGAGUUUCACUGUGCAUUCACUGAGGCCAGUGCUCGUCUUGAUUACAAUGUUGCGAAAGCCUUUGACUUGAUGAUUGGUGAGAUUGAAAGGUCCCAGAAUCCAUCUCAACCUGCAGGAGGGAACAAAUGUUCCGUAAUGUGA
This is a messenger RNA of Aspergillus uvarum CBS 121591, 2244 nucleotides long. It is a transcript of the gene rhbA, whose product is annotated as Rheb family small GTPase rhbA. The transcript is spliced from 5 exons. The record is from RefSeq and is a predicted model, not a curated record. Gene Ontology annotation, biological process: small GTPase-mediated signal transduction. NCBI's taxonomy places the organism in Eukaryota, Fungi, Ascomycota, Eurotiomycetes, Eurotiales, Aspergillaceae. Gene Ontology annotation, molecular function: GDP binding; GTPase activity; GTP binding. Gene Ontology annotation, cellular component: plasma membrane. The coding region runs from base 1 to 2244 and encodes 747 amino acids.